UAUUAAUAAGUGCGAUGUUAAAUGUAGCCAAAGUGAGGUGAUAAAAAGACUCGAUUUUCAUUUUAUUAAUUCAAAUCAAUCCGAAUAUGAAAGAAACCAAGCUUAGUUUCACCAUAGGCCCCAGUAGGGAGCUCGAUUUAGUGCAAUAAUGGCUAAAGUUUUUGACAUCUUGGGAUGUGAGUCCGUCACUAACCUAGCUUGCAAACACACAAACAAAUCAAAAUUCUAAAAGGUAAAUGACAUAUUUCCAACACAUUUGUUACGUAUUAAAAUGUCUGAUAAAGAAAUCCAAGCUCACGAUUUAACUUUACGUAAAGAGUUCUCGCAAGCUGUUCAAUUGUACGAUUUAAUUUUGGGUCCCAACUCAAACAACUUCAAAACCUCCAAAGAGAGAGUCAUAGCCUGUUUAAUGGGUCGAGCUGAAUGCUGCCAGGAAUUAAAUAGACAUGAAACAGUAAUACUAGAUUGCAGACGUGUUUUAAAACUAUUAUCCGACAGUGAAGUCAACACUUUAGGUACAAGAGUCCGUAGAAGACUUGUGCACUCUUUGUACAAACUCAAAAGAUACUCCGAAGCCGACUCGGCAUGCAGGGAAUGGCAGACUCUCAUGCCCAACAAUAGCGAAGCCUUCAAACUUCUGGAUCGAUACCGUACUGUAAUCCAAAUGGCCAAUGGGCAACGUGCAAAUCAACGUAUAUCCCAACAACGUUUAGACGAAGAAAUGAUGAACAUUGAUGAAAAACUAGAACUUUUAUCCAAUUCCAAUAGGACUAGGAAAAGCAAUAAAAAGACUUCAGAAUCAUCACAUGGGGUUUCGAAGAAACUUGAUUUUGGAAAUAAUACUCAAUUAAAUAGUUUUCAAAAACAAAUAGACCACAUCGGUAAUUUGACUUUGAAUGAGGUGGGGGAUAAAGAAGAGAUGUCGGAGAUUGUUUGUACAUAUUGCAGUUUGAGCUUUGCUGAUCGGGCUGAGUUGAGGACUCAUUGCCAGUCCGAAGCACAUCAAACUGUUAUUAUGUCUGAUGAAGGUCGAGAUUGGAAAUGGAGACCUCCACCAAGAGGUUUCACAGUAGAUUCUUACACCCUUUGCGAGAGUCAUAGUUUGGGAGGACCUUGUCGAUAUGGUGCUCAGUGUGUGGAGGCCCAUGGGGCUGAAGAAUUGUCCGAGUGGAGAGAACGUUUCGAAUAUAGACGAAUGAAAUUGCAAAGGGCUAGUGAAAAGGAAUUAUAUGGGAAGAGUUAUACAGAGCAACUUUUGGAGAAAUGGAUCCAAGCCCCGAGUCCCGAAAAAAUCAUGAAAGAAAGACUAGACGGUAUUGAAGAAACCUGUUCUUCAGACUUAGUAACUACGGUUUCAUCCAAAGUUAGCAAACGCGACUGGACGUUCGUUCUAAAAACAAAAUUACUUUUACGAGCCGUUGCACUUUUGCAAGACGCCCACCGAAACCAUUUUACACUUAAACAAGUGUUCCCGGGCGAACCAAAACCUAACAAAAAAGGCCAACAUGGUCAUAAGAUAGUCGAAGCCACUUUAACAUCUGACCAGGAAUGGUGUGUUACAAAUUUAGAUUCCAAAUAUACUGAUCCUGUAACAGAUCAGUCGCCUACUUUAGAACACCGGGUUAAAGUAGUGUUUUCUACAGACAUUUAUGGUACUUUUAGGCAAAGUGUUGUGUUUGAUUUUGGUACCGAACCGGUUUUGGUGAAGCAUUUGUGCGUGGAUGUGGUCCCGGUAACAGAUGCUGAUAAAAUUAAGGAGAUUAAAAAAGAGAUUAUUUUAUCCACGGAGGCGCGUUGGGAUUCCGAAAACGCUGAAAUAGUUCCCUUUACAUCAACUUUAAUACCUAUAGUUAGUUCUAUUGAUAACGAGCGCGAUCGCGAUUUAUUUAACACAUAUCCUUGUCCAAGAUCAAAUACGUUCACUUUAACCCAGUGCACGGUUAUGGAAAAACGUUUGACUAGAAAUAAUUAUAGAUCUCGUAUGCAUGAGUUGCUGUAUGUGGAAGAAAUGGCUAGAUAUGAACAAGUUGCUAGGUAUAAUUUGACCACAAAACUUAGGAUCACGUCUAGUUAUUUGUUGGCACCAAGUGGGAUGGCUACAAGUACUGCCAAAUAUUCGGUUAGCGGUGAAUUGUUUGCACUGAUGACUUUGGGUAAAGACGUGUCGGAGGAUACAUCAGCCGGUAGGCUGAUUUUGAAUAAUUGCACGUCAGUGUUUUUGACUUCUGAGCAAUCCAAAACGCAAUUGGACGCUAAUGGUAAACGCAAAGUUUAUGAGGCUUUGAUUGAAGACAAAGGCAAAAACAUGGUUUAUAUGAGGUUAUCAGCAACUACUGUACAAGAACUAAAUAUCAAAGCUGAUACAGACUUUAUUGCUGAAGUGCAGUUCCAACUAAACCGCUUGACAUAUUGUGAAUGGCACUACGCCAUAGACAAAAUCGCUGACUUUCGCGUAAUUUUCCCUGACACGUACUUAGAACCCAACAUACCCUGGACACCACAACGCCAAUGGUCAGAAUCUUUAGACCCUAAAUUAAACCUAAAACAAAAAGAAGCUGUAGUAGCCAUCACAACACCCAUGCAUAUCAACUUACCCCCGAUUCUAAUUAUCGGACCUUUCGGUACUGGUAAAACCUACACUUUGGCCCAAGCAAUAAAACAACUACUACUACAAUCCGAUACCAGGAUUUUAAUUUGCACACAUUCGAACUCUGCUGCUGAUUUGUACAUCAAAGAUUAUCUUCAUCCAUGGGUGGAAAGUGGUAUGGAAGAAGCCAGGCCUUUACGUAUCUAUUAUCACAAGAGAUGGGUGGCGACAGCUAAUCAGAUUGUACAAAAGUAUUGUUUGAUAGAAACUAAUGGCAAUGUGAGGAAUUUCCAAAAACCUACUUUGCAAGAUGUGAUGAAGCAUAGGAUUAUUGUGGUGACGUUGUCGAUAUCGAUGGAGCUGGCUAAUCUUGGAUUGCCUAAAGGAUACUUCACCCACAUACUCCUGGACGAAGCUGCACAAGCCAUGGAAUGCGAAGCAAUAAUGCCCCUCGCCCUGGCCGGUGACCAAACAAGAAUCGUCCUAGCCGGAGACCACAUGCAGUUAAGUCCCGAACUGUUCUCAGCAUUCGCUAAAGAACGAAACUUACAUGUAUCAUUACUAGAACGUUUGUACGAUCAUUACCCGGGAACAUUUCCCUGCAAAAUUUUACUGUGCGAAAAUUACAGAGCACACGAAGCCAUAAUUCACUUUACUUCUGAGCUAUUUUAUGAUCAAAAAUUGAUAUCCAGUGGUAAACAGCCGCGACAUGAUAUUUACCCCUUGACGUUUUUUACAACUAGAGGCGAGGAUGUUCAAGAUACGAAUUCAACGGCUUUUUAUAACAAUUCUGAGGUUUAUGAGGUUGUUGAAAGGGUUUCGGAGUUGCGAAAGAAAUGGCCUGCGGCGUGGGGUAAAUUGGAUGAACACAGUAUAGGGAUUAUGACACCGUAUGCUGAUCAAGUGUUUCGCAUAAGGUCUGAGUUAAGGAAGAGGCGUAUGGGUGGUAUUUCGGUUGAACGGGUUUUGAACGUCCAGGGCAAACAGUUUAGAGCAAUAUUUUUAUCAACAGUAAGGACUAGACGUACUUGUGCAGGUACCAAACCUGAUGAACUAGACUACGGGUUUCUUUCAAACUCAAAAUUAUUAAACACAGCAAUUACGCGUGCACAAAGCCUGGUUGCUGUUGUAGGUGAUCCAGUAGCCUUGUGUUCUAUUGGUAGGUGCCGGAAGGUUUGGGAGCGUUUUAUAGAAAUUUGUAACCAAAACAAAAGUUUGUUUGGUAUCACUUGGUCACUUCUUAGAUCUCAACUGGACGGCGUGGAGUUAAAAAAGACUUAUGUGCUGAAUCCUUUAGCACCUGAAUUUAUACCCCGUGCUUUUCAGUCUGAAGCUUACAUCAAAAGCCAGCAGAAUUCUGUAAGUACUUAUAAUACUCAAACAAAUGUGCCACCUCCUGUCCCGUCCACGCAACCUGUUAGAUUUCCUUCGAAUACGAAUCAAAUACCGCCGUUUAUGGGCGCACCUGGACCACCACCAGUGUAUCAACCGCCGUACUCGGUUUAUUAUUAUCCUAAUCAGGCGCCUCCGGCGCAAAAUACAAACGUGUUCCCGCCACCAAUAAGACAACCCGCGGUAAACGCAUCGCAACCUCCAAACAACGUGCAACCUUCAUGGAACAACGCGUUUUCAAUGCUUUCACCGAAAAGCAAAGUCAACCAGCAGGAUAUUCCUAUAAGAAUGCCUCCGGUUUUACCGACUAUGAGAAGCCCAAAUAAUAUAUCAAUGCCUACGUUGCAACAUAUGACGAAACAGCAACAUGGUUUGUACAAUAUGGCGCAAAGGAACACUCCGAGUCCACCACAUUUUGUCACUGAUAAUUAUGAUAAUUUGGCAAGGGUGAACCAGAUGUACAACCAGCAUAUAAACCAACAAAUACCUCAUCCUGUGAUGCCGACACCUACACACAACAAAGUUCAGCCGGAAAAGGAGCAUAUACAGUUUUUGCAAAACGUGCACUUUCCUGAACGACCACCAGUUGUGCAGGAGACCAUCAGGACACCAGAAUGGACUUUGUUGCCGCCGAAUAUCACAUUUCAUGAUAUGGCUUUGGAACCGAAGGCUAGGCAAUUGGAGUGGUAUCGACACUUGUUAGACACACAAGGUAUGGAACCUGCUACUAAGUUCUCUGAAAUUUUACAACAUGUUAUAAACAUGAACAAGCAUCAACCUGCAGCACAGGAUUUAUAUUUACCGAAUAAUGAAAUAUCGCGUUUCGAUGAUAUUUUAAACGACAAACCUAAUUUUGCGCAGAAUUUGUACCACAAUAUGCCUAAUGGACACGGGUCUGCUGGAUUGAACAUGCAGCCUGAUCGAAACUGGAUGGAAAACAAAAGUGAUAUGAAUUAUAUAAACAAACCAGUGAUUUUGCGGGAUGUUGAGAACUCUAUGAUGCUUUUGCAACAGCAACAGUCGUUGCGGGAGGAAAGACUGUUGCAGCAGCAACUUAACGCUCAUCGAACAUUCAUACCGGAUACUACAGAUGUACCUUGGAAGUUCCAUGAUGCUACAUCGCAUUCUGUACCUUUGUACCGAAGACAAGCCGGACAAGUUGGUGGACAACAUAACCAGCUGCAAGACAUGUACGGUGGUGAGCAACAUAAUCUCCUAGACGACAAGGUAGGAUUGAACACAAACUCUUUCAACUUUGGACACAACAACCAGCCGGACAAUGUGCAUCUUCUAAACAUGCAUCGGCAACACGUAUUAAGCAAUUUAACACCACAACAAGUCAGUCAAUUACAACAAGAACGUUUACAGCAGCAAAUCAACGCAGAUUUUGCACAAUCCCUAAACUUAGGUGGAAGGAAACAAGAGAGCGUCGAAGAAAUGAUCACCAGACAACAUGCCCAAAAUUCAGCAACCUACGCAAGUGUUUUACGUAAUCCUGUAAAACCUAUAGAAGAACCAGAACGUAAUGGUGACCCUUUUGCAGUUCUGCGUGAUUUGGGACAUAAAAACAACCAGCACAACUCUUCCGGGCUGUACCAUUAUUUUCAAUAAUGUCCGCGGGAAUCUCUCGAUGUCGUAAUUUUAACUAUAAACAUGUACCAUGAUAAACGUGACCCAAUUGUGACACAUGGUGGAAAAAAUCGACAAAGUUUGUCUGCAUCAAAAAACGUAAAAAAAUAUAUCCCAAUUGUAACAGGUCGUUUGAACGAUCAAAAAAAAAACUGCGGGCAAACGUUGUUACCAAAAAAAACAUUAAAAAAAUUUGA
Molecule: messenger RNA, 5805 nt
Organism: Ctenocephalides felis (cat flea)
Lineage: Eukaryota; Metazoa; Arthropoda; Insecta; Siphonaptera; Pulicidae
Product: probable helicase with zinc finger domain
Biological process (GO): regulatory ncRNA-mediated post-transcriptional gene silencing
Cellular component (GO): cytosol; P granule
Molecular function (GO): metal ion binding; helicase activity; protein binding
Source: RefSeq, a predicted model, not a curated record